CGACAAAUAAAUAAGGCCAAAUAAUAAUAUCUACUACUUGUCUUCUCUGCUACUUUCAGACGAAUUUUUAAGAACUUGAAUUUGUAUAAUAACUUAAAAAUGAAUAGUGUUAAUAAUAUGCCCGAGGAUUGUGCGAAACAAUGGGAGAUAUUAUUGUUGUUAUUAUCAUCGGAAGAGAAGAAAAUCGAUCGUACCAAUGAAAAUGAAAUCGACACAAUGAAUUAUUUUUACAAUAACAAGGGAGUACAAAAAAUACUUCUCCAUUGGCUGCAACAAAUGAAAAUGUCCUAUGCCAGAAAAACAAGUGAAUCAGAUACAGCUUUAAAAUGUGAUGAAGUGUCUUUAUUUUGGAGACUACGAGGCAAUGAAAAAUUUCGUGCUAAUUUACUGGAAGAAAGUUAUAAGUGCUACACCAGCAGUGUAUUAUACGCUAAACAUAAUAGUCUUAUGUAUGCACUAGCAUUGGCUAAUAGAUCGGCAACUUUAUUGCGCUUAAAAAGAUUUCAGGAGUGCCUCUCAGAUAUUACAAUGGCAUUAAGCAAUGGCUAUCCAAUCGAGCAGCAUCACAAGUUGUUGAUGCGCCGUGCAGACUGUUACAUCGAAUUACAACAGCGAACCGAAGCACGUGCUUCACUGGAUGCAGCUAUCCAUCAUGCUGAUUCUUUGAAUUUUUCUGCUGUUAACGCUAUGGAGUUUGACCGUCAUUUAAAAAUCUUGGAAAGAAAGCUGGAGUCUGUAGUAGGUGACACAAUAAAAGAACCAGUCAAACUACCUGAUUGCUAUAUGGGGUUUAACCCACAAUUCCAAGCCGCUUCUAAUGCAAUAGAACUCAGAUGUAACGACACAGUGGGUCGGCAUGUGGUAGCUAAAGCGAAUACAAAACGGGGCGACGUUCUGUUCUCAGAGGAGCCCUACGCGUGGGUUACUUUGCCCUCCGAUGAGAAAGUUUGUGAGAUGUGUUGUGAAGCUGACAUUAACCCAGUGCCUUGCAGCGUGUGUUCGCGUAGCGUGUACUGCAGCGAGAGUUGUCGCGCGCUCGCUCUAUUCCACCGCUGGGAAUGCGAAGCGGCGCAGUGCGCGCUCUUUCCCACUAUAGGGAUCGCGCAUUUAGCUUUAAGGGUGUUACUAAUAAGUGCAAACAACGGCUUCCCCGUGCCCCCGCGGCGUCUCCCCGAGCCGUGUACAGCCACAGACCUCUUCAAAAGCUACGCACAAGUUGAUAAAAUUAAAAUAUACGACAAAAAUACGCCGCCAUUCUACAGAAUGUUUAAUCUCGUCACAAACUUCGACAAAAUGAACAAUAUGGACUAUAUACAGUACGCUUUGACAGCGACGAUGCUGACCCUGUACCUGGAGAACUUCACGUUGUUCUUUGAUUACUUGCCGUCUAAAGUGCCUUGCUCCUUGUCUCACGCGGAGCUGAGACUGUUCGCGGCUGCUGUCAUUCUUCGCAGUCUCGGACAGCUCGUCUGCAACGGACAUGCCACUCUGAGCUUAUCAACCGUUGAAGAGGCUAACGGAAGGAACGAGCGUACCCUUACGGAGAGGGAAGUGCGACGCGCGACCGCUAUCUAUCCUUCUGCAGCCAUGAUGAAUCACUCCUGCGACCCGAAUAUUAUCAAUACGUUCUACAAGAGUCGACUAAUAAUUCGUUGUUCGCGCGAACUGUCGCCGGGUUCCGAAGUACUGAACUGUUACGGUCCGCACCGCGCUCGCGAGCCGACCGCGCAACGACGCUCGCAACUGCGCGCGCAGUACAUGUUCACCUGCAACUGCACCGCGUGCAGAGAUAACGAGCGAAAGGACUUUUUGCUGUUAUUUAGUGCAUACGCGUGCCAGUCGUGUAAAGGCCCCAUAUCGUGGCAGAGUAAGCAACCGCGCUGCCAACAGUGCAGCGCUGAGUUUCAUCCGGACCGCGCACUAGCUCUGAUCGAUCGAGCUGAGGAGUUAGCUUCACAAGCCGAGCUGGCGGUCUGCUUGGAGAGCCGCUGCGACAAGAUGUUGGCAUCGUACCGAUUGAGGCAGCAGGUGUGGCACCGACACCAUGCGGGACUAAGAGUCACCGCCGACAAGCUAGCCCGGCUGUACGCGGACGUCGGUGAAUUCAGUAAAAGCAUGGAUCUUAUAAAGCAAAACAUUCAGAAUCUUGAGUAUCAAUUUGGGUCGUUCAGUGUAGAGGUUGCCCAUGAACUGAGGAAGUUGUCAGACGUUAUGUUAGAAAGAAUCGUCAAUUCUUCUCAACAUGUGGAUCACAGGGAGUGGUGCCUUGAAACCCACAAAAUAAUAAAGAAAGCUAUUCAGUUGAUGGAACUGAAUUAUGGUCCGUGGGAACCGGUAGUGUCAAGGUUGAAAGAUCAGGAGGCGCUUGUAUCUUCUCUUCUAGCAGAGAGCAGGACUCCGGAGGCAGCAGAUUGCAUUCAUCAUAAUUUACAUUACAACCUUAAAAUUUAAAACAUUUAAACCAUAGCGAAUUAAAAUCA
Messenger RNA from Vanessa atalanta (red admiral), 2480 nucleotides. Its product is annotated as SET and MYND domain-containing protein 4-like. The record is from RefSeq and is a predicted model, not a curated record. The transcript has 15 exons. Gene Ontology annotation, molecular function: protein binding. NCBI's taxonomy places the organism in Eukaryota, Metazoa, Arthropoda, Insecta, Lepidoptera, Nymphalidae. The coding region runs from base 100 to 2451 and encodes 783 amino acids.